AGAAGCUGAACAGAAGUGGACGCUUCAUCAGACUACCAACAUGAUGUCGUACAGCUUUAAAGUACUUUUUUAUGUCCUGAUCUCUGCCAGACUGAUGGUUCCUCUGGUUGCUGAUGAUGACGACUGCACACCAGAACUGCAAGUUCGUCGGAACACGUUUUAUAAAGCGGGUCUUGGACAAGAACUCAGGAUUGAAUGUCCAGUUUUGUUCUGCAACAAUUUACCACCAACAAUCUGCUGGUAUAAAGUUAAGGAAGAACAUAUUUGUCUCAAUGACAACAAUAACAAUCACAUCAAGACAGAAUGGAAAAUAUCAAAUCCGUCAGAAGGGAUAUUCUACUUGUUAUUCCAAAGCAUCACCAGGAAUGAUUCAGGUGAAUAUCGGUGUGAAGGUGGAAGCACUGUGAGUCACAGCAUCCUCAUCGAUGUUUAUGAAAUGGACACAAAUGACCCACGUAAAACAAAAACCAAUGACACAAAUGACCAACCUGUACCUGAACAAGCAGACAGAUUGUUGAUGUCUGUCUACUCCACUGCUGGUAUCGUUUCCUUUGUCGUCAUAGUGAUUAUUAUUUCUAUAACAUGCAUGCGAGGGUGCAAAGGAAAAUCAAGGACAGACGCCACAGAGAUCCAGUACUCACCAAGGGGAACACAGGGGAACGUAAAGCAGGAGGAACUCACUUCUGUUGUGUUCAUGGUCUGCCAGGAAGGGAAGCUCCCCGGCCGCUGAGGCAGACAGAGGAGACACAGCUAUACGUUUGGUUGAAUGACUGAAAAUCUGCUGGAAUAAAUGAAUGAUGUAGCUUUUGUAAACGUUAGGUUUACGUCUCGACUUUGACUGGUCCGCUCUAACUCAUGAAUAUGCUUUGAUCCAAACUGUUCCCGCUCUGGUUGCUUGUUUAAAGUUGUUAUCCUUCCAGAAGGAGAAAUCUUUUUCAACCUAUAUAUAAUCUGUUUGUUGUCUUUAAUAAACUCAAUUAAUCUUUAAUAUAAAUCUAUUGUCUUUGUAUCAAGCUGCUUUGCAUUAAAAUGAUUUCACUGUAGAAAGGUAACAGUCAGGAGAAGAGCAUAAGAUAAUCGACUGCAAAAUGUACUGCGAUACUUAAUUUACUUUCUAUCAAUGUCAUAUGCAAACGUUUCAGAAGGUCAAAAGGUCUGCAAAUGAACAUCCAGAGAGACAUUUUUAAAUUAAUAAAACUAAUUUAGAGCCACAAAUGUUACCUGGCCUCAUGCAUACAGCCAACUAAGUUGUUCAACAUCAUGUUCCUAAAACAAUUUAGCCUGCUACUCAUAACGAGAUCUUGUGUUUUUGUAUCAGAGAGAUGCUGUCUGAGCAGAGGUCUUUCACAUCACGAAGGUUUUCACACUUCCUCAACUUAAUAAUAGAUGCAAAGAUCAAACUAUGCAGCCCGAAAACAUAAACUUUGGUCCUGCUUUAAAGAAAAAAGACCAGAACACAGCAGAUCUUUAGAAACUUUAAAUACUAACUUACAUUUAACUUACAUUUCCUAAUAAAUCAGAGGUAACAUGCUUGGAUUGUUAAGUGUUUUUUUUUUUCUGUAUGAAAGUAAAAAUGUAGAACUGCAGUUUUAGAAAUGAUCAGGUUAGAGGACAUUUGUUAACUGUCGUUAACAGACACAGUAAAGGGAUUCACGCAGAUCAUUCAGUCGUGUUUUUGAACAGUUUUGCUCGGUUUCUGUAAAGAGAGCCUGGAUUGAAUGCAUCAUGAAAGAUAGCAACCAGUUAACCAAUUUAUUCUGACCUCUAAAAUGUGUAAACCAAUAUACUGAUAUAGUCAUAAAAUAAAACAAAUUCCUCAAGGACAAGUAUAGCGACAUAAUUAAAUUCAUCCCAAGUUCAAGUUAGCUUUGUUGAAAUCUAGUCAAAGUAAAUUAACGUUGAUUCUGCAGUCAAUUUAUCUGACAUAUUUAUUUAUAUUUAUCCCCAUCAUCAAACACGUUUUAAUAACACAACACAGCAAAUAAACAGUCAUAUUCAAUAAAUUUGAAUAUUAUUGAACAUUUCACUGUGCAUACAGGUAAAACUUUCCGCGUUUGCUUACAGAAAUAUUUUUGUAUAAACAAACGGCUGCAGAAACGGUUUUGAUCAUCUUGACUGACCUAACUUAUAGUAACUUUUGCAGGAAGAACCAGGAAGGCAGCUGAUUCAUGUUCCCAAUCUUCUGAUCGAAACUAUGAAAAUGUUUCCGAUUAACUAAUAAUAUCAGUGCUAUUGUACUUAUAUUAGUAGAAUAAAUCAAAGUGAGCAACUCUUUGACUGGGUUCUUAGCCGCAAAGGCAAGAUAAGAUAUCUUCAUCUGCUUCAUUAAGCAGCAGCACAGGAAGCGACAAAACCACAGAGCAGGGUCGAUCGCAAGUUAUUAAACGCAAAACCCUGCGAUCAAAACAGGGUUUUAAAAAGAAACGAGGAGAGUGACAGGAAAUGUUGGAUGUGCAGUUGCAGGGCCGCGUGAAACCCGAGGGGAGGAUGGGCCGUGGGCCGUGUUACCUCUGCGGUUUGGAAAGUGCGAAGAGUUGACGUGGAGCGACGCGUCACUCGUGGCUGGAGUCACACGUUCCUUUUUUUUUGUCGUUUUUCUUUCACAACACGUCCCAACUCUGCAUGCAGUAACCCACCAAGCAGGCUGCUGUUAAAACGGCAAGAACAAGGAGGAUUAAUACAAAUCGUUAUUGUGUCAUUUCCUCUGUUACAUACAGGCUGGAGGUGGGAGGGACAGGAUGGGGGAGAAGAAUGACUUAAAAUGAAUGAAAAACCUGAUAAGAUCCUGUUAAACGGCAAAGCAAACAGGGCUGCCACCUAGUGGUGAGUCAGCAUAAAACUAAGGGAUUUGUUAAAAAUAAUAGGAGGACAUGUUUCCAAUGUAAAUAAAAAAAUUACCAAAGAAUUUCCUCAAAGAUUUGGGAUGAUUGGACUAUAUUCCACAAUUCCUUUAAGGUUCUAGGUUUCGCCUCAGAAACAGCAUUUUGGAUGGGACAGCACAAGAUUUCUAUUGGGUCAAAGGUCAUAAACGUUGGCAGGUCACUCCAUAAUGUCAAAUCCUGUUGGUUUGGAAACUAAGAUGCUGUUUUUUUAGGCUUAUUUUCUUUUUAAAACAAACAUUUCAAGAUAAUUUCCUCCAGUGUAAAGCAACAAGACGUCUAUUUUUUUUAUUUUUUUUUGACGUAUUCUAAUAAAUCCAUAUUUAGACCAGACAUAGUGUGAGAAACAUCCACAUUCCCAAUAGUUUGUCUUCUAGUCGUUGCAGUUUUCUGCAGCCAUUUUUGGAGUUUCUUGGACACAUUUCUGUUUUUUUUCCAAUAUUUUCUUGUUCUGGUUUCCAUUCCGCUCUUCUUUGCCUGCUUCCUCUUCUCUAUUUAAUUUUUUUAUGUUUUUUUUUUUUUUUUUUUUUAAACUUUAUUUUUAUUUAGUUUUAAACAAGUAGAUAUACAAAUACAGAACACGGCAAAACAAGAGGGCUAGGGCAGGUGACAUUCACCAAUACCGAUAUAAAAUAUUACAUUUCCAUAACUAUUACAAAGUAUUAAGUCCAGAAUCAGGAACCAGAGAACCAAAAAUAUGUGAUCAGGUAAGGAACCCCAUUUUCUCGCUCAGGUGGUGCAGAGUCCCACAAAUCACUGUUCAUCGCCUCUGACAAUAAAGCAUUCCCAACGUU
Molecule: messenger RNA, 3673 nt
Organism: Gambusia affinis (western mosquitofish)
Lineage: Eukaryota; Metazoa; Chordata; Actinopteri; Cyprinodontiformes; Poeciliidae
Product: B- and T-lymphocyte attenuator-like
Exons: 5
Coding region: 41-730 (229 amino acids)
Biological process (GO): immune response-regulating cell surface receptor signaling pathway
Cellular component (GO): plasma membrane
Molecular function (GO): signaling receptor activity
Source: RefSeq, a predicted model, not a curated record